Messenger RNA from Zingiber officinale, 1166 nucleotides. Its product is annotated as probable ribose-5-phosphate isomerase 3, chloroplastic. The record is from RefSeq and is a predicted model, not a curated record. Lineage: Eukaryota; Viridiplantae; Streptophyta; Magnoliopsida; Zingiberales; Zingiberaceae. The coding region runs from base 1 to 909 and encodes 302 amino acids. The transcript has 3 exons. Gene Ontology annotation, biological process: pentose-phosphate shunt, non-oxidative branch. Gene Ontology annotation, molecular function: ribose-5-phosphate isomerase activity.
AUGACAAAGUCGAAGGUAGCACUUGAAGGCAAGCGCAAGGAUGAGGAGUCGUGGAGACGAAAACAUCCUAAGGACGCAAGGCUGAUGGAAGAUGCUUGGAGCCUCCUCCCCUCCUCCUCCUCCCUCCUCCUCCGCCGCGGCGGCUCCCGCGUCCGCCGCCGGCCCUUCUCCUCCCCGGUCCGAGCCCUCUCCGCCCCCGCUGCCCUCACCCAGGACGACCUCAAGAAACUCGCCGCCGUCAAGGCAGUCGAGUACGUCAGCAGCGGCAUGGUCCUCGGCCUGGGCACCGGCUCCACCGCCGCCUUCGUGGUCGCGGAGAUCGGGGCCCUCCUCUCCUCCGGGAAGCUCACCGACAUCGUCGGCGUUCCCACCUCCAAGCGCACCUACGAGCAGGCCCUCUCGCUGGGGAUCCCCCUCUCCACCCUCGACGGUCACCCGCGGAUCGAUCUCGCCAUCGACGGCGCCGACGAGGUCGAUCCAGAUCUGAAUCUUGUCAAGGGGCGUGGAGGUGCCCUACUUCGGGAGAAGAUGGUCGAGGCCGCCUCCGAGAAGUUCGUCGUGGUGGUGGACGACACGAAGCUCGUCUCCGGGCUGGGAGGAAGCGGGCUAGCGAUGCCCGUGGAAGUCGUGCAGUUCUGCUGGAAGUACAACCUGACGAGACUGCAAGAGCUGUUUCGAGAACAAGGCUGCGAAGCCAAGCUUCGCCUAGACGACGGCGGGAAGCCUUACGUCACGGACAAUGCGAACUACAUCGUCGACUUGUACUUCGAGACGCCGAUCAAAGAUGCCGCGGCGGCCGGAGAAGAGAUCUCGGCGUUCGAAGGCGUCGUGGAGCACGGAUUGUUUCUGGACAUGGCGACCGCCGUCAUAAUCGCGGGGAAAGACGGAGUCGCCGUGAAGGCGAAGUGAAUUCGACCGUCGCCAUUGAUUCGAUGUGCAUCGUCAAUUGCUUCUUCUAUCUGAGCAUUGAAUUGAAUGACUAUAUAUAGAUAUAUCGAAACUAAUUUCCGAGUGUAAUAAUAAGAUUUUAAAAAUCCUAAAUUAUUUAGGCAAAAAUCAAAUAGACGUUCCCAAUGGUAUAAAUUAUUAAAAGUAUAUUGUUAAAAAAAAAAAAAGUUAGAAGCAUGCCCCACCCAAUAUUUUAUGCCGAGAAUAUUUUACUUUGA